Messenger RNA from Juglans microcarpa x Juglans regia, 1971 nucleotides. RefSeq names its product protein DETOXIFICATION 27-like. The record is from RefSeq and is a predicted model, not a curated record. The transcript is spliced from 8 exons. NCBI's taxonomy places the organism in Eukaryota, Viridiplantae, Streptophyta, Magnoliopsida, Fagales, Juglandaceae. Gene Ontology annotation, biological process: xenobiotic detoxification by transmembrane export across the plasma membrane. Gene Ontology annotation, cellular component: membrane. Bases 191 to 1696 code for a protein of 501 amino acids. Gene Ontology annotation, molecular function: antiporter activity; xenobiotic transmembrane transporter activity.
GCACGAGAAAUUAAUGUCCACUGACGAUGAGUAUUGACAUGUACGUCCCAGUCAAUUGACCAACCGUAGCGCUAUAAAUCUCAAGCCGAAUGAUUAAUCUCCAAGAGACCGACUCUCUGAAGUUUGAGAGCGCUCUCUCUCUGGAUUCCUAGAAUUCAUAAACAUAGAUAAACAAAGCAAGCUACUGAAAAUGUCUCGCAGGGAAUUGAUUGAGGAUGUGAAAGUUCCCUUACUGAAAGAUUUAGAUUCAACUGCUCCAUCAAAAGAUGAUGGAGAAAAUGAUGAUCUUGCAAGGAGGGUGUGGAUUGAAUCAAAGAAGCUGUGGCACAUACUGGGUCCAUCAAUCUUCAGCCGCCUUGCCUCCUACUCUAUGUUGGUCAUCACCAAUGCCUUCGCUGGCCACUUGGGUGAACUUGACCUCGCUGCCAUCUCCAUUGCCAAUAAUGUCAUCGUCGGCUUCGACUUUGGGCUUUUGCUGGGAAUGGCAAGCGCUUUAGAAACCUUAUGUGGGCAAGCUUUCGGGGCAAAAAAGUACUACAUGUUGGGUGUAUAUAUGCAACGAUCAUGGAUCGUUCUGUUUGUGUGUUGCGUCCUGCUUUUGCCUAUCUAUCUCUUUGCCACUCCUGUGUUAAAGCUAUUGGGACAGCCUUCAGAUGUAGCGGAGUUAUCGGGGAUAGUGUCUUUGUGGAUGAUUCCACUUCAUUUUAGCUUUGCAUUUCAGUUCCCUCUGCAAAGAUUCUUACAGAGUCAACUCAAAACUGGGGUCAUUGCUUGGGUGAAUCUUGCAGCUCUACUGGUGCAUGUGAUUGUGAGUUGGCUGUUAGUGUAUGGGCUUCACCUCGGAGUUGUGGGUACUGCCAUUACUAUAAACUUUUCUUGGUGGAUUUUGGUGUUCGGUCUUCUCGGUUAUACAGUUUGUGGCGGUUGCCCUCUUACAUGGACUGGUUUCUCCAUUGAAGCCUUUUCUGGUCUCUGGGAAUUCGUUAAGCUCUCUGCUGCUUCUGGCCUCAUGCUUUGCUUAGAGAAUUGGUAUUAUAGAAUACUGAUACUAAUGACUGGAAAUCUGAAGAAUGCAAAGAUCGCCCUGGAUGCCUUGGCCAUAUGCAUGACAAUGAAUGGUUGGGAGAUGAUGAUUCCUCUGGCAUUCUUUGCUGCAACCGGAGUGAGGGUCGCAAAUGAGCUUGGAGCUGGAAAUGGAAAAGGAGCUAAAUUUGCUACCAUAGUAUCGGUGGUAACAUCAAUAAUAAUCGGGCUAUUCUUCUGGUUACUCAUUAUGUUUGUUCACAAUGAGUUAGCUUUGAUAUUCACUACAAGCAAACUUGUCUUGGAAGAAGUGAACAAGCUUUCUGUCCUUUUAGCUUUCACUAUUCUUCUGAACAGUGUGCAGCCAGUUCUCUCUGGCGUGGCUGUGGGGUCGGGAUGGCAAUCAUAUGUAGCAUACAUCAACUUAGGUUGCUACUAUCUGGUAGGGGUGCCUAUGGGAGUUUUCAUGGGAUGGGUCUUCCAUCUAGGAGUUAUGGGAAUGUGGGCUGGAAUGAUUUUUGGUGGGACAGCACUUCAAACUUUGAUAUUGGCCAUCAUUACCAUACGAUGUGAUUGGGAAAAGGAGGCAGAAAAAGCAAACAAGCAGCUUAAGAAGUGGGCAGCCAACACAAGCAAGAACAACGGCAAUGUGGUUUCGGAUAACGCGAUAUAGUCGAGGAUUAAGAUCGUUUAUAAUUAAUUUUCUAAUCCAAAUUAUAAUUUUUAUAAUUCAGAGAGAUAAACAUAGUUAAUAGAUUCUGCAAAGUUAAAAACCACAAGCUAGUGAACAAUGUGAGCCCUAACAAUAAACACAAUCGGGUUAGCAUAUUGUGCUUCUAUAUAUCUUUGAAUCGUAGAAAGAGUUUGGGUCAGAAAAACGAUGUAGGGAUUAUUAUUCUUGUACUGUCAAUAAAUUUCUCUGGCAUUAAAAUUAAGCUUUCACUUUCA